Salvelinus sp. IW2-2015 is the source of this 352-nucleotide messenger RNA. Its product is annotated as transcription factor SOX-6-like. Lineage: Eukaryota; Metazoa; Chordata; Actinopteri; Salmoniformes; Salmonidae. The record is from RefSeq and is a predicted model, not a curated record.
GAGAGAGAGAGAGUGUGACGUACCCCUCUGGCUCCUGGUGAACUGAGGAGGUGUUAUGCCAUCCAGCGCUGAAGUUGUCUCUCUUGGAUCGGGAGGAAGAGGGCCAGUGGCGGAGGGGGCCAUCGGUGGAGACGAGCGGCUCAGUUUCAGAAUAAUGUCUUCCAAGCAAGCCACCUCUCCGUUUGCCUCCGUCGCCGAUGGGGAGGAAGCCAUGAGUCAGGACCACCUGUCCUGGGAUAAGGAGGAGAGUGCGGAGGCCCACGGGACGCCCCAGCUGCCCCUGCACAGCCUGCUCCACAGCAAGGGCUCCAUGGACGAUUCAUUAAUAAUCGCCACCUCAUGCGUGACCUAA